Molecule: messenger RNA, 2133 nt
Organism: Miniopterus natalensis
Lineage: Eukaryota; Metazoa; Chordata; Mammalia; Chiroptera; Miniopteridae
Gene: KIZ
Product: kizuna centrosomal protein
Biological process (GO): spindle organization
Cellular component (GO): centrosome
Source: RefSeq, a predicted model, not a curated record
UCCGCUCCGUCCUCGCCCCUGGCGAGCCCCGACUACUACGAGAGGCUGGGCCGCCUCCAGCACGGGCUGCGGGACAGUGAAAAGAAGAGAUUGGACCUGGAAAAGAAACUUUAUGAAUAUAGUCAGUCUGAUAUAUUCAGAGCUAAACUGAAGUAUAUAAAACUAAAGAAAUACCUGAAGGAAAUAUGUGAAUCAGAAAAGAAGGCUUGUACUCGAAACCAGGAAUAUUUAAAGCAGUUUGAGUGUAUCCAAGCUCAGAUUGGACACUUUACCUCAAAUACUGAGAAGUUUCAAGAACUAAAGAUUUACUCUGAGACUCAAAUUAAGAAGAUACAGCUACUGUCAAAAGAUAGCCUGGGAGUGAAAGGCGAACUGAAAAAUGAAGACAGAGAAAAGGUUGCGGUGCAGGCAGGAAUGAACUCAGGGACAGCCGUGUCAAAAGGACUGUAUCAACCAGCAACCAUCUUUAUGGGCUGCCAAAUGUCAGCUGUCUCAAGCAUUGGAGACUUCAGUACAGUGCAGAAAUCUUCCCAACCCACAAAGAACUUCUCGAUUCCUGACCCACAUUCACACCAGCAGACAGCCCAGAGCUGCGCCGUGACAGACAGCUAUGUAGUACAAACUCACAGUGACACACCGUGCUUAAAUAAGUCUAACAAAACGGAGGGAAAGACAUCUCUUCAGAUUGGUGAGAAGACGCUAGUCACAGCCAGGGUGUUGUCUGAGGAGGAACAAGCUCAUUGCUUGGAGAUAGGAAGCAGCACGCGUCAUGGGAAGAGUAAUUUAUCUGAAGGCAGAAAGUCGGCUGAACUCCAUUCCCUGUUACAGGGAAGAUUAAGUCCAGAGAACAGAACCACUGAUUUAAAGUGUGACAGUUUCAGCAGAUCAGAGGGAUCACAGGGAGAAGUACUGACACAAGAACAUAUUGGAGUCAAGGAAGAAAGAGCCAGACCGCCUGUCUCUCCGAUAUCAGCCUCAGAAUACCCUGUAUCUGAAAGGAAGUGUCCGCAAGACGAGCAUUCCGAGGGGGAAGGUUUCUCAGAUCAUCUUCCUCAUGCGGACCCAGAGUCACAGAAACCCUUCAGGAAAAUGCAGGAAGAGCAGGAGGAGGAAAGUCUGAGCAGCAGCAGUGGCCUCACAGUUUCUCUAAGUGAAGAUGAUCUGAUUUUCAAGAGUCCAGAACCACUACCAAAUCCAGGUGACAAGAUGGAGGGAGAAGAUGGAAUAGAGGCCUUAAAAUUAAUCCACUCUGAGCAAGAAAGAGAUGCCCCAUCCACUGAAAAGCAUAAUUGUAUUUUGCAAACUCUAAGCUCUCCUGAUUCAAAAAAGGAAUCCUCUUCUAACUCACCAACAAGACAAUCUGAGCAAGCACCAGCCUCAGGCUUAUUAAGGGCACGAUUGGGUCAGCAUGUCUCCACCUUGAAAGAACAUGAUAAUUCUAAUAAAGAAGAAAUAGGUAAACUGUCAGAAGUUUUCCCAGUCAAAAAUGUGGACCAGAGGACAAAGGCCACAGCACUAUUGAAAAGAGCCCCCACAGAAGAGCAUGAGGAUGGGUCAGCUAUUCACAGUAAUGAAUCAUCUUGCAGCUUGCCAUCUAUUCUGAAUGACAAUGGUGGAACAAAGGAGGCAAAAUCCGCUCCGUGGUUCAACAGAGUUCUUACGAGGGAACAAGAAGUUUCAAGUGGCUGCAGAGAGGAGAGCAAGGAAGAAGAAAGCAUGGCAGCAAAGGUUCCAAUCACAGAAACAAAAGCCUACCAGUUGCUGAAGCAUUCUACCCUUCAGGAUAAUACAAACCAAACUGAAGACAGAUUCCAGAAGGAUGCUUCUGCAUCACAGCUGUCAGGUUUGAACAUUGGCAGUGAUACAGUGAAGACAAAGACAACUCACAGAAUCACUUCGGAAGCGAGUUUUUCAUCUAGCGAAGGAAGUCCUUUGUCAAGCCAUGAAAACAAGAGGAAACUAACUACUACCUUAAAGUCUAAAGCCUUCUGGGGUGAGUCUGAUGACAGUAACUCAGAAAUUGAAGCCGCUUUACGUCCUAGAAACCAUAACACAUCCACAGAUGAUUUUGAUGAUUUUUAUGACUAAUAAGCUAUAACAGCUGUUGAAAUAAAGUAUCUAAACAAAUUGAAA